This is a messenger RNA of Cladocopium goreaui, 1223 nucleotides long. Lineage: Eukaryota; Dinophyceae; Suessiales; Symbiodiniaceae. The record is from the annotation of a GenBank genome assembly.
GGCUCUUGGAAAUUUUAGCCGGACAUUCAGAGUUUGGGAGUGCUUAUUUCGAAAACCGGUACAUGAGGAGGCGCAGAUCAUGCCAUCUUGCAAAAAUCGGCAAGGUGACGAUUUUACUACAACUUUGUUUGUUGGCCUUGUGUUCAAUAUAUGAGGCUCCCGCACAGCUUUUCUUGAACAGAGGGAACAAACAGAAAGUCCUACUUCAAGCCAGGGGUUAUGAGCUGGUGAUGUUCCCAUCAAAGGGCAAGGUACCAAUCCCUACCCUGAAGUUUCGGAAGAUUCCGCUCAAACCUUUGACGCUGAUGGUCUCAGGCUCGACCGACGGUAGCCUGGACAAGAGUGCGUUGACAGGGUUCCCGUACUCCACGGACAAUGCGGCUUCCCUUCUGCUGGGUUUCCCUCGCUUGGGCGGACAGUUGAGUUUGGGAAUGGAUGCCCCUGCAGUGAAUUCUGACAGUGAUGAUUCCAAUCAUUUGGAAGCUGCUUAUGAGCAACGUCUUCCAGGUGGUGGCAGGGUAGCAGCAAGACUGCGCAGCAAUGGAGAAUGGGGUGCUUCCUUCCGGCAUGAGGUGGAAGACAUGGGCACUGUGAGUGGCGGGUUGAACUCGCAAUUGGAUUGGAAUUUGGACUUGAAUACGAGCUACGCGCCAGUGCGGGGCUUCACGCCAUCUGUAGCCUACGGAGCCACACAGGAUGGCGUUCAUUUACGUGGACGCGUGGACAAAGACUUCUCGCCCCACUGGCAUGGUAGCUAUGGUUUGCAGAACAUCCCGGGAAAGUACUCCCCUGUGGACUUUGUGCAUGACAGCACCAUCACCCUUUCAGCAGGCCGGCACACCAUUCAGGCAUCGGCAGCAUAUGACAGGCAGAUGUUGAAGUCUCCUUUGACUGGUGCCAUUUCGUACACACUGACAACCAGGCCUGUCACACUGCAUGCCCUGAUGGAUGGAUCGCAGUAUGCCCUGGCAGCUCAGAGCGGAAGAAAGAGCUUGGCGGCCACCUUGGGGCGGCCCAAUGAGGAGGGCCAGCGCAGCUCACAAGUGGAGCUCCGAUUUGGGCAGGUUGCGGCUACCAUGAAGAAGGAGGGCUCUUCCAAGCCACGGAUACGCUUGUCCAAAGAUGCAGUGCUGUAGUACGCUGAGUCCGGCUUUUCGGCGAAUGAAGCCGUUGCAGGUUGGAGAAGACCUCGAUUUGCGCCGAUCUGGGAGCACACUUUGGAC